UUGAGUUAAAGGUAAAUCACUUCAUUAAAGUUGGAUUGUAUAAAGUGACAGGGGAUUUGCAAAGUUGGUUAGUAAUAUUUUGAAAAUUAUAACGAGUUUUGUACCGCAGUGACUUUUUUCUAAGAUGGGAAUAGACGAAGUUUUAAAGUUUCUGAUUUAUGAAUCUGUUUGGCAAUAUGCUUUGUUUUUCCCAUUGGACGUAUGGACGAAGUUGGCUCUUAAGAAAAUCAGCACAGCAGAACAACAGCAGCAUGUAUGGAGAUCUCAAGCCCAAAUUCUGUUGGUUCUUAGUGUGGUGAUUUUAGUUUGGAGACACGUUUUACCAUUUCUCAUGUUGUUGUUAGCCUUUGGAGCUUACUUGUCUGGGAACAAUCUGACUCUGAAAGAAGCUGUUAUUCAUAGUCUCAGAUGUUUCUCAAUAUGGUGGUGGUAUGGAUUGAGCAUACUUAGCACAUACAUAGUUUCUACUUGGUUUUGGUGUGUUUUUAUCAUUGGAGAUGGUAUUACAUACAUAUAUGAUAGAAUACUUGGAAACUUUGAAUCAUCAGUACUGGAAGGUUACUUGUCUGGUUUACUAAUAGAUAUUAAACAUGUAAUGUUUUUUAUGGUGAAAAAAGUCUCUGACUUUGGAAAGAAAACAUGGGCUUCAAUUGUGUUUUGGGCAGAUAUUUUUCAUUCCAGUCCUUGGGAAGAACACUUGUCACCUGAUGAACAACCAGCAUCUGAGAUCACUGCCAGACCAAGUCAAAAUAAUGCUUCAUCAGAUACAAAGAGAAUAUUUGGUCAAGCUCAAUGUGAAGUAGCCCAGCAGAAGGCUACUUUAUUAACCACUCAACAGCUGGAAACCUCAUAUAAAUCACCAACAAACUUUGAAGAGUUGUCUCUUUGUUCUGAAUCACAGAAGAAAUAUCAAUUGCAAAAUGUUGAUGUGAUGUCAAAAUUUGUCCCUGUGUUGGAUUUUGCACAUAAUCUUUGGACUAAGACAUGUGAUCUAUUUAAAAAUAAUUUCAACCAAAUACCUUCUAGAAGUCAACCUUCUUUUAAGGGAACAUAUCCUCCUGGAUUAAAAAACAGAGGACAAAACUUGUGUUUCUUGAAUUCUGUUCUUCAGUGUUUUUUUAGAUCUCCAAAUCUGUGGCCAAAUCUACAGUUUUCUUUAACUGAUGAGGUUAUAUCAGCCAUACAUUUACCUGAGUGUGAUCAGACAUUUUUAAUGUCUUUCAGAGAUCUUAUGCUUGCUGUUCUUAUUCAUUCUCCUACCUUAAAACUUCAAAUUCAGUUCUGUGAAGCUGUUAGUUCUCUUGCACCCUCCUUAGUAAACCCUUCAAUGAGUUGCCAGCACCAGGUGCAACAAGAUGCUGUAGAGUUUCUGAUGUGGCUUAUCAAUAAACUUCACCAAACUCUAAGCAGCAAAGCUCAAUAUCUCCAUCUUCCUUCCAAAAUUAGCUCUGUGAGACCAAGUCUAAAAGAAAUGAAAAAUGGACAUUCACUUACCUGCUCUCCUAGCUUUCAAGAAAAAGUGUGGAAACAAUUAUGUUUUUCAGGUGUCAUCACUCAUUUUACCAAUAAAGAUUUAAGAGAAAUUGGCCAAAAAACUGACCUAGAUUGGCUAAUCUAUAAAAGACAGAACUCAUCACCAAUUGACAGCCAGUUUGUUGGACAAGCAGCAGAAUUUCAUCAAUGUCUGAAGUGCUAUAAGACAUCCUUUACCAGCCAAGUAUACAACAUCCUGGCUUUGCCUCUUUCACUCAAAUUCAAGAAUGGUAGUCAGAGCUUAACCCUGCCAGAACUUCUUGAGGCUUUUACUCAAGUUGAGGAAUUAGUGGAGUCUAAAGAUCUGAGAUGUACUUGUGAAAUAAAUUCAAAAGAAACACCUCAGCUUACUCACAGUUAUAAACAUUCAAGCCCUUUAACACCUUGUGGGUUUGGAUUUACCCCACCAUUCAUACAGAGAGCUUUUAAGGCUAAAACUUCCACACCAGUAACUUUCCCCAUUAGAUUUGCUUCAAGGGCAUGUUCUUCAACACCAUACCCAACCGCAUCACCAUUAAGCAGCCUUCUCCAGAGUCCAAUUUUGCCAGCACCACCAACUAAUCAGUGUUUCAAACUCCAGUCCACUCAGUGGCUGAAAAGAACACUACUGUGUCGUUCACCUCCGUGCCUUAACAUCCAGUUAUUAAGGUUCCAAUAUGAUACAGCUAAAGGAGUGCCUUGCAAAUUAUCUUACCCUGUGGAAGUGCCACUAUUCAAUAUGUUUGUUCCUGUAGUAAAUGGUUCUAAUUCCAUUCUUGAUACAUCAAUUAAAACCCAUAAGUCUCAGGAAUAUGAACUAUAUGGAUUGGUCUUGCACUUAGGAGCACAUUCUACAGCAUAUGGGCACUAUGUAGCUUAUGCACAAGAACAUGACACAACUGGCAAACCUGUUUGGUUCAGAUUUGAUGAUGAGGUUGUGACAGAAGUGAAAAACAUGUCGAUGGAACUGGACAGAAGAGAAGUGCAGGAAAAUGUAUACCUUCUUUUUUAUAAACAAUGCAGUGUUUGAAAAACCAAUCUAUAAAAAUAUUAUUUUAGUGGUAUUUGAAAUACAAAGAAAACUGUCAAAUAAUACCAUGGAUAAUUACUAAUUGGUUAGUUUCUCUGUCACAAAUGUGGUAGUUGACAUGGUUUUUUCUACAGAAAAACAUUUUUUAAACACAUAUUUUUUAUUUGUAUAUAGAUAUCAUACAAGCAUAAUUUUAAUGUAAUUACACAUAUUGUCAUUUCAUCAUCUUAAAAAAUCCUAAAUUUUAGUUUGUAAAUGUAUAAGAAUAAUAAAUAUUCAUGUGACUGUUUUAAAAAUGUUGUAAUAAAUAAAUUUGUACUGACAUUUUAUUGCAAUUUUACUCUCUUUUUAAAUGGCCUAAAUAUAUAUGUUGUACAGUGAGUGGACAGUGGAAGAAAAACCUGAUAGUUUUAAGCUGUGACACAUUUUCACCUUAUCUUAAACUUUUAUUGAUUGGUAUUAUUUUUCUUAUAAUGCAUUACUUACAAUCCUUAGUUUUAUACAUAACAAAAAUAUGGAGUUAUACUAGUAUAGUACACUGAUGUUUAAUAAUGAAGAUGGUUGAUAAAACAUUAAACAUUUU
Molecule: messenger RNA, 3125 nt
Organism: Limulus polyphemus (Atlantic horseshoe crab)
Lineage: Eukaryota; Metazoa; Arthropoda; Merostomata; Xiphosura; Limulidae
Product: ubiquitin carboxyl-terminal hydrolase 7-like
Exons: 2
Coding region: 125-2542 (805 amino acids)
Biological process (GO): protein deubiquitination
Cellular component (GO): cytosol; nucleus
Molecular function (GO): cysteine-type deubiquitinase activity; cysteine-type endopeptidase activity
Source: RefSeq, a predicted model, not a curated record